AUGCCAGAAUCUCCCUUUCUGCUCUUACCCCCCGAGCUCCGCCUCCAAAUCUACUCCUACGUCCUUGACAUUCCGACCCCCUACACAACCCUAACGCAACAUAGCAAACCUCUGAUCGUGAUAAACGACACAGGCAACAAAUACACUACGCGCGCAAUUUACCGCUCGCUGCACAUCUCUCCAAAUUGGGUCGGAAUCAGCAAGAGUGAAGGCCCAAAUGAACGAAGUAAAACGCUCUCUCUCCUAUCUGUCAACCGCCAGAUCCACGCAGAGGUCGAACACUUUCUCUACACUUCACACACGCUCUUCUUCCUCAAUGGCUUUGACCUAGAUCAUCUAGGCGAGUUCCUGGAUACGCUCUCUGCUACGGCGAGAUCGUGCAUCCGGUCUAUCGGGUUCGAGGUUUACUUGUUCGUGCAUAAUACUCCCGGACCAGUCAAACGGGGUUUCCGGCAGUACGAGCGUGCCGCGAGAGUUGUCAGAGAGAAGCUGCCGAAUCUGAGGGGCGUGGUGUUUUACUUUGACCCGUGGUUUUUAGCCUGUUGUGGAGAUGCUGGUUUUGGGCCAUGGUGUGACGAGAGAAGUGUGCUGGCUACGGGGGUUAGGUAUCUGCUCAAAGUGUUCGGAGGCAUUGAGCCCAGGGAUAAAGACAACGACAAGUUAAGGGCUAGGGUCGAAAUGGAUUUGCACUUUUUGCCGUCAAGUGCGACGUUCAAGGUUCCUGGGUUGGAGCAAGGGCAUGCAAAGAGCUUGGUUAAGGUGAGCUGAUCUGGGGUAGAGCAGUGGUCUAUACCAAGAACACAAUGUGUUGAUACUGAUCGUUGAACGCGACCUCAGGCUGUUCGCAACCGGCUCCAUGACUUGCAUAACCAGUGCCAGUGAUCAAGGAAAUUGGUGACUUUCACGAGUACUGUCACGGGAAACGAACCGAUCCCUACCUGAUU
Messenger RNA from Aspergillus nidulans FGSC A4, 944 nucleotides. RefSeq lists its product as uncharacterized. The transcript has 3 exons. NCBI's taxonomy places the organism in Eukaryota, Fungi, Ascomycota, Eurotiomycetes, Eurotiales, Aspergillaceae. The record is from RefSeq and is a predicted model, not a curated record. The coding region runs from base 1 to 768 and encodes 255 amino acids.